UUUAAUACCAUUUUAUCGUUGCAUUAACUCAUCUCAUCUCUACCAACUAACAAACUAGUUCCAGACCCUUGAAAAGAUAAACAUUACCUCCGGUGCCCUUUGACCCCUGACCUAGAAAUAUUUGGAGGGAAAUUCAGUGACGCGGUGUUGAGAAUUAUUUUACAAAAUCAACGAAAUAUAUCAAAAUGAUGUCUUCAAAUCACCUGAUCCCAUCGCCCACCGUAGUUACCAGCGACAGAGGACAGAUUCAGAUAAUCUUUGGACCUAUGUUCUCGGGGAAAACCACCGAGCUAAUGAGAAGAAUGAAGAGAUACCAGGUAGCUAACUACUCCUGUCUCAUAGUGAAAUACGCCAAAGACACCCGCUACGACAAUAACGGCAUCGCUACACACGACAGACAAGUGCUGCCAGCCAUUGCUGCUGAGACACUGAUGACUCUAGCCAAUGAGAUGAUGGAGUAUGAAGUCAUCGGUAUUGACGAGGGACAGUUUUUUCCCGAUGUGGUGGAUUUUGCUGAUGCUAUGGCAGAGAAGGGGAAAGUUGUCAUAGUAGCAGCACUGGAUGCGACAUUCCAGAAGAAGGGUUUCGGAGACAUCUUGAAUCUCGUGCCGCUAGCAGAGCAUGUGAUGAAGCUGUCGGCUGUCUGCAUGAACUGUUACAACGAGGCAUCGUUUACCAAGAGGAAAGGAAAGGAAACAGAGGUUGAGGUCAUCGGAGGGGCAGACAAGUAUCUGGCUGUGUGUCGUGCAUGCUUCAAGUCUCCGUGUAAGAAAUCUCCCCGUCGCUCACCACUCAAAGACAUCAACAACACUCCUCAGCAAAACACCAACCUCACAGACAAGUCCUACAUCAACAGACAGCUGUUCACGUCCCCACAGAUGCUGUAGUGUCACAUGGUCCUCACAGCUUCGUCCCAUCUGUAUUACAUUCAGUGUUUCCAGGGUCAUUUUUAACUACUCUAAAACAAUACCGGUCCCAGCAAAUGUUCACCAGUCCUUAUUUCAGACCUUACAAUGCAUGCUUAUCAUCACUUGUUGUCUGGAUAUCAGUUUGGUACUCCUUUGCAAAAAUUCCUCAAUCCAGUUGUCUAAUGACCCAAGAGUAUAUUAAUUUUAGCAAAUGACAAGUACCUUUGUAUUCAGUGCAGGGCCCACGUGCACAAAACAAUCUUAGUACUAAGAGUUACGUAACUCUAGGUUAGAGUUUCCAAGCCAAGAUAGCUUUGUGCAAGUGGACCCAGAUAGAUGUGUGGUACCCCUCAUGCUUGGAAGCCAGUUAUUUCUCCUGGUUUAAUGUCAUUUGAAUUAUGUUCUAUUUUUAUCAUACUUAUUCAGCAAUAAUUCUGCUGGACCCAGGAAUCAACAGCGAGUGGAAUUCACAGUCAAGGUUAUAUGGUACUGGUAAACAGAAACACUGAAAUGAAUUGCAUGAACUGACACCCAUCACACAGUAAAACUAAAGACUCCUGUCUCCUGCAGAGGUGUUUGGUGAAUCUGUCCCUGAAACAAAGACCGUGAAACCUUGUCCUCAAAGACCGUCUCCGCAGUCUAGUGGUAGAGCGUCCGCCUGGAGAGUGGAAGGUCCGGGUUUUGAUCCCCAGCCCCGUCAUACCAAAAGACGUUAAAAGAUGGUACUUGUUGUUACCCUGUCUGGAGUUAAAUGCCCUUAAAAGUCCAGUUUUCACCCUUGCCAAACUAUUUUUUGUCUGGACUGACGAUCCUAUGCAUCUCAUAGGAAUAAUAUUUUAUAUAAAUAAAACAAUACAAUAGCAAAGUGCACUUAGAUAUGAACAAAUUAUCUAAUGCUUCUGAGCUACUACCCCCGGCUUUGCGAUUUAUCAUUACUUAGUGGGGAUAUAGUCUCUGACCCCAUUGGGAUUCUGGGUUCGAAUUUGUCUUCACCAACCCAUGCUUGCCUUAAGAGAUGACUUGGUGGAUUGGGGGGUCAGGCUCGCUGACUUGAUUCAUGUAUGUCAUCAUAUCCCAAUUGCAUGGAUUUAUGUUCAUUUUAUCAAUCUCUGGUUUGUCUGGUCCAAACUUGAUUAUUUACAGACUGCCAUCAUAUAGCUGGAAUAUUGCUGAGUGCUGCAUUAAACAACAUACGAUAUAGUUUGUCAUCCAUGCCAUAAAAAAAACUAGUUUUUAGGCUACUAGCACAUAUUCAUUUUGUAUUGGAUGGCCAAGACCCGGUCUGCAAGUGACUUAAAUCUAAAUGAAUGUGUACAAAAGUCCUUAGUUUUGUAUGUUUUUAGAUUCAUUGAUGAAUUUGAUUUUGAUUUUACUUUUUUAGCGUUUACAAGUUUUAAGCCUAGCUUCGACACUGUAUGCAGUUAUUUAUGACUAAUUGUAAAUAGAUGUAUGUUCUUCUUGCUAUCCUAAUAAACUAUAUAUAUGACCUGAGAAA
Molecule: messenger RNA, 2403 nt
Organism: Haliotis rufescens (red abalone)
Lineage: Eukaryota; Metazoa; Mollusca; Gastropoda; Lepetellida; Haliotidae
Product: thymidine kinase, cytosolic-like
Exons: 7
Coding region: 186-887 (233 amino acids)
Biological process (GO): thymidine metabolic process
Molecular function (GO): thymidine kinase activity; ATP binding
Source: RefSeq, a predicted model, not a curated record